CAUCCGCCGGAUUCGAGUUCAGAGCAACAGAAAGGGAGAAAUAAGCAAGGAGGCAUGCGCUCCUAGCCAGAGGCUACAUCGUAAGCAGUCCGGAGAAAUCAUGGUGCCCGCGAUCUACGUCUCCGUGGGGCUUCUCGCGGGGCUCGUCGCCGCCACUCAGAAGACCUGCCCUGACGGAUCUAUCUGCAACACCGGUGACACGUGCUGUAAGCUAGGCAGCAGGAGAUACACAUGUUGCCCACUUCCCAACGCCGUCUGCUGUCCGGACCGGGAACACUGCUGUCCAUCUAGAUACGCGUGCGAUAACGAAACGGACGCGUGCAAGCCGCCCCACACAGGAGAAGUGGCCCGCGCGGUGUUCCUGACGCAGGCUCUUGGCGGCAGCGUGAACCGCCAUGCGGAGAGGUACGUCGUCUGCGGUCUUCAAGGCAAGACAGUCUGUCCCUCCGGCCACACGUGUUGCACGACGACGCUGGGGAAUGUUACCAACCACAGUUGCUGUCCGUCCCGGGACGCCGUAUGCUGCGCUGACGGAAGACACUGCUGCCCCAAGAGAACAACGUGCGAUCUUGCCGCUGGACGAUGCAUCCACAACGAGGUUGACUUGCCUGGAACCAGAACGCUCAGGCUGACUCCUGCGAGGCAGUACGGAAAGGAGAGUACGCCCCGCCCGGUCUCGGGGGUCAUCGUGCCGUGUAGCGAUGGAAGGUCUCACUGCCCCGACGGGUACACUUGUUGCGUGGCGCCCAGCGGAUCGUACAGCUGCUGCCCGCUGAAAGACGCCGUGUGCUGCGACGACAACGUGCACUGUUGCCCCCACGGAACCGUGUGCAACCCUGACCGCGGUGCUUGCCAAAAGGAAGGACUUUUGCACGUGCCGUGGAGUACCAAGGUUCCGGCCACCCCACUCUUGUAAAGCAGUCAUCUUACCACGCAGA
Molecule: messenger RNA, 938 nt
Organism: Rhipicephalus sanguineus (brown dog tick)
Lineage: Eukaryota; Metazoa; Arthropoda; Arachnida; Ixodida; Ixodidae
Product: progranulin
Exons: 2
Coding region: 101-916 (271 amino acids)
Cellular component (GO): extracellular region
Source: RefSeq, a predicted model, not a curated record